Mauremys mutica (yellowpond turtle) is the source of this 14329-nucleotide messenger RNA. RefSeq names its product vacuolar protein sorting 13 homolog B (gene VPS13B). Bases 170 to 12208 code for a protein of 4012 amino acids. Lineage: Eukaryota; Metazoa; Chordata; Testudines; Geoemydidae. The transcript has 62 exons. The record is from RefSeq and is a predicted model, not a curated record.
CUGCCCGGCCGAGCGGUAGCGCUGCGGCUGCCAGCCGUCACGGUGAGGCGCUGCGGGCAGCUUAGCCUGGGACGGCGGCUCAGGAGCUCGGCUGCCGGGGUCGGCGGGGAGCGGGCCCUGGGGACGGCGUUCGGUGCGUGCUUGGUGUAUAAUCCAGAAAUCUUCCACAAUGCUAGAGUCCUAUGUGACUCCUAUUUUAAUGAGUUAUGUGAAUCGCUACAUUAAGAACUUGAAGCCCUCAGAUCUACAGCUGUCACUAUGGGGAGGAGAUGUGGUUCUUAGCAAACUUGAAUUGAAGCUGGAUGUACUUGAACAGGAGCUGAAACUACCAUUUAGUUUUUUAAGUGGACAUAUUCAUGAAUUACGAAUCCAUGUACCAUGGACAAAACUAGGCUCAGAACCAGUUGUCAUCACUAUCAAUACAAUGGAGUGCAUCUUGAAACUAAAGGAUGGAGUCCAGGAAGACCAUGAAAGCAGUGGUUCCAGUUCAACGAACCGCAGUACCACAGAGAGUGCAAAAUCAUCAGUGAAACCACGACGAAUCCAGCAAACUGCUCCUUCUGAUCCUGAUUUACCGCCAGGUUAUGUGCAGAGUUUGAUUAGGCGUGUUGUAAACAAUGUCAACAUUGUGAUCAACAAUCUCAUAUUAAAGUAUGUGGAGGAUGAUAUUGUUCUCUCAGUAAAUAUCACUUCUGCAGAAUGCUAUACAGUGGAUGAAUUUUGGGAUCGUGCAUUUAUGGACAUCUCUGCAAAUGAUCUGGUACUAAGGAAAGUGAUUAAUUUUUCUGACUGCACAGUAUGUCUUGAUAAGAGAAAUGCUAGUGGAAAAAUUGAAUUUUACCAGGACCCUCUCCUUUACAAGUGUUCCUUCAGAACUCGUCUGCAUUUUACUUAUGAUAACCUUAAUUCCAAGAUGCCAUCUGUUAUCAAAAUUCAUACAUUAGUUGAAAGUUUGAAGCUUUCCAUCACUGAUCAGCAGCUCCCUAUGUUUAUACGCAUAAUGCAGCUUGGGAUUGCUCUUUACUAUGGAGAAUUGGGAAACUUUAAAGAAGGAGAAAAUGAAGACCUGGUUUGUCAUACUAAAGAUAUACUGGGAAACAGCUCAGGUGUAGAAGAUGAAACAGGUUCAGAUAUGCAAUAUUCUACCCAGUACAUUAACCAAGAACCCUACAUGCGUCAAGAUGAUGAUCAGCAGCAGGGAUGGGUUUCUUGGGCCUGGUCCUUUGUUCCUGCUAUUGUGAGUUAUGAUGAUGGAGAAGAUGACUAUACUGGAACAGAAGGUGGAACAAUACUGCAUCAGCAGAAAUCCCAGGCCCUUAAGGAUCCUAUUGUUUCUAUUGGGUUUUACUGCACAAAGGCAACUGUGACUUUCAAGCUUACUGAAAUGCAAGCUGAAAGUAGUUAUUAUAGCCCUCAGAAAGUAAAAUCCAAAGAAGUUAUACUUUGGGAGCAAGAAGGAACCACAGUUGAGGCCCUUAUGAUGGGAGAGCCUUUCUUUGACUGCCAAAUAGGUUUUGUUGGUUGCCAAGCUAUGUGCCUUAAAGGAAUUAUGGGAAUUAAAGACUUUGAAGAGAAUGUGAACAGAAGUGAUGCAGAGGCCUACUUCUUCAGUUGUGGAGAAAAUCUGAGUACAAAAGGAAUGACGUACCUUACCAAUUCACUGUUUGAUUACAGAAGUCCAGAAAAUAAUGGUAUUCGUGCAGAAUUUAUUUUGGAUGCAGCUCAUCAUAAGGAGACAUACUCAGAGAUAGCUGGAAUGCAGAGGUUUGGUGCCUUUUACAUGGAUUACUUGUACACAAUGGAAAGCACCAGUGGCAAAGUUUCUGGAAAUCAGCAAGACCUUUCUUCAUCAAAGAGUGAAGAUUUAGUAAAUGUGCAGGAGAUGUCUACAAAAAGCCUCAUUGUAGGUCCGCUUAAUCUUCGAUUGGAUAGCAGUGCAGUACACAGGAUUAUGAAAAUGAUAGUUUGUGCUGUGGAACAUGAAUAUGAGCCAUAUAACAAGCCCAAACCAGAUAUUGUGGAAGGAAAUAGAACUAUGCCAAACUCAGAAGAAAUAGCAUCUUUGGAGGAAUACAUUCCCACUCGACUCACAAGCUUUACCAUUCUUAAAUGCACCAUUACAAUCUCUAUGGCUGAAUUCAAUUUACUGGGCCAUUUGCUACCUAUAAUCAUGGGACAGAAGAGUUCAAGUGGUUUGUUAAAUGCUGGAAGCUUCCAGCCUUUACGGCCUUUGCCUGCUAUUAGAAUACUGAUGGACAAAAUUAAUCUGGAACAUUCUGUGCCAAUGUAUGCUGAACAACUUGUGCAAACAGUCAGCAGUCUUAGCCAACCUUCUGAUAACCUGCUUCAUUAUUGUUAUGCACACUGCUACCUUAAGAUAUUUGGUUUUCAGACAGGAUUGACCUCUUUGGACAUUAGAGGAUCAUACUGCUUACCUACUCCAAUUAUCCCCUCUUUUAGUACUGCUAUUUAUGGCAAACUGCUUAAGUUUCCCAAAUAUUGGACCAAGCGAUCUCAUGUUCCACUAACAGAAUGCAUAUUUGAACUUCCAAAUCUGACAGUUCAAGCAACUAGAGCCCAGACCCUUCUUCUACAAACUAUUUAUCAGAGCUGGUCUCAUCAUGUUGGAAAUGUCAGUUCUGCAGUGGUAAAUGAAGUUUUGCUGAAUGAAAUCUUCCAAACUUUAGGUGUGAAAUCUAAGAAUCCCCUGCCAACUCUUGAGGGCUCAGUCCAGAAUGUUGAAUUGAAGUACUGCAGCACAUCAUUGGUCAAAUGUGCCUCUGGGACCGUGGGAUCAAUAAAAAUUUGUGCCAAAGCCCCAGGUGAUGGUGGAAAAGAGAAGCUGAUUCCUUUAAUUCAAGGCCCUUCUGACACCAGAGACCUACACAGCAGCAAAUGGCUCAAUGAAAGUAGAAAACCAGAAUCUCUCUUAGCGCCAGAUAUGGUAGCCUUUACAAUCCAGAGUCCACAGUAUAUGGACUAUUGCCAUAAUUCUGGUGCUGUACUUUUGGCCAGUGUGCAGGGAUUAGCAGUCAAUAUUGAUCCUGUCUUGUAUACUUGGCUUAUGUACCAACCUCAGAAACGAAGUAGUAGACACAUCCAACAGCAGCCCGUAGGAACUGUUCCUCUUGGUAUGCCAGUAACGAGAAAAAAAGAGGAUGAGGUGUCAGUUGGAAGUAUGCCUUUGGCAAAGCAGCAGUCAAAUCAAGCUUCUGAGUAUGCCAGCAGCCCUGUCAAAACAAAAACUGUAACAGAAUCUAGGCCUUUGUCACUUCCAUUGAAAGCCAUGCUGACCUCAUCUGAGAGCUGCAGAAGUCCUGAGGAGAGAAUGAAAGAAUUUAUUGGGAUAGUGUGGAAUGCAGUUAAACGCCUUACACUUCAGCUUGAAGUGCAGUCCUGUUGCGUGUUCGUUCCAAAUGACAGCCUGCCUUCCCCAAGUACAAUCGUGUCUGGUGACAUUCCUGGAACUGUCCGAAGUUGGUACCAUGGGCAGGCUCGUAUGCCUGGUACGCUAGUUCUUUGCUUGCCCCAGAUAAAGAUUAUGAGUGCUGGACACAAAUAUAUGGAACCACUGCAAGAAAUCCCCUUUGUUAUGCUAAGAUCCAUUCUUGAAGAAGGUGAUGCCUUCCCCUGGACAAUCAGUCUGCAUCAUUUCAGUGUGUAUACUCUUCUUGGACAACAAAUGACACUUAAUUUAGUGGAACCCAUGGGCUGUACUUCUACUCUAGCUGUCACUUCACAAAAACUACUUGCCUCAGGGCCAGAAUCCAGACACUCGUUUGUUGUUUGCCUCCAUGUCGACCUUGAGUCACUUGAAAUAAAAUGCUCGAACCCCCAGAUACAGCUUCUGUAUGAACUGACUGACAUCAUGAGCAAAGUCUGGAAUAAGAUUCAGAAGAGAGGUAUGCUGUAUCAAUCUUCUGUCUACACGGAGUCUGUGACAGGGCCUGCUCCUCCUAGCUCUCCAAUUAAAAGUAGUGUUGGGACAGCUCCACCGGAUACCAGCACAUAUAGCCCAUCUGCUGACUUUGGAACCACUACAGAGGCUGAUUCUGUACAAGGUGGUGAUGAUUCUCCAUUCUCAGACUCUGUUACCUUGGAGCAAACAACAAGUAACAUUGGAAUAUCAAGUGGACGUGUUAGCUUGUGGAUGCAAUGGAUGUUGCCAAAAAUUACUAUAAAGCUGUUUGCACCAGAUCCUGGAAGUAAAGGCACAGAGAUUUGUGUUGUCAGUGAAUUAGAAGAUCUCAGCGCCUCAGUAGAUGUGCAAGAUGUAUACACCAAAGUCAAAUGUAAAAUAGAAAGCUUCAACAUUGACCACUACAGAAACAGGCCAGAGGAAGGCUGGCAGUCAGGACAUUCUGAAGGAAUAUUUCUGCAAUGCAAAGAAAAACUUGUGACAACUGCAAAACUUUUAGAUGGCUCACACCAACAACACGGAUUUCUCUCUCUCACUUAUACAAAGGCUGUGACAAAAAAUGUCCGGCACAAGUUGAUAUCAAGAAAUGAACGAAGAACUUUCCAUAAGUUAUCUGAAGGUCUCAAUGAUGGUUCUCCUCAUUUUCUUCAUGAGAUCCUUCUUUCUGCUCAGGCAUUUGAUGUUGUCCUAUGUUUCCCUUUGCUUAAUGCAAUUGCAAGUAUAUUUCAAGCAAGGCUGCCAAGGAAUCAAAAAGAGAAAAGCAAAUCACCUGGCCAACCUAUGAGGACUCAUACUCUAACAUCUCGGAACUUACCUCUGAUUUAUAUCAACACAGGUGUAAUCAGAGUCUUCUUUCCCAAAACUGAGGAAAUGCAACAUGAUACAGGAGCUGAAGCUAAUCAGGCAAUAAAAGAAGACACUUUGAUUAUCAAGAUUGCCUCCGUCUCUAUGGCUCCCCAGGCUGACAACCCUCUUAGCAGAGCUGUACUCAGAAAAGAUAUUUACCAGAGAGCACUGAAUUUGGGAAUUCUUCGAGACCCUGGAUCAGAGGUUGAAGACAGACAAUACCAAAUAGAUCUGCAGUCUAUCAACAUUGGUACUGCGCAGUGGGAUCAGCUGAAACCAGAGAAGGACAAUAGUAAAGGAGGUGUGCUGACAGAGAGUGAAAGAAAUUCUCAAAACCCAGCGCUUGAAUGGAAUAUGGCCAGUAGCAUAAGGCGACAUCAAGAACGGAGAGCAAUUUUAACUCCAAUUUUAACAGAUUUCACAGUGCGAAUAACUGCAGCUCCUGCAAUCAUUUUCACAAAAGUAAUUUCACCAGAAAACUUGCACACAGAGGAGAUUUUAGUGUGCGGACAUUCUUUGGAGGUGAAUAUGACCACAAACCUGGACUUCUUCCUCAGCGUAGCUCAAGUACAACUUCUACAGCAGCUAGUACAAGCCAAUUUGAUUGGACUGGAGCCUUCUGACAAGAGCACUGAGGUUUCCAAACAAGAACAGAAAAAAAUGGAUAUAUCUGAUGGAGGAACAGUUGAAACUUCUUCACGUUAUAGUGGUGCCCAAGACAGUGGCAUUGGCAGUGACAGCGUUAAAAUCAGAAUAGUUCAAAUAGAACAACAUAGUGGCACCAGCCAACACCGCAUUGCACGUCCUUCCCGACAGUCUUCCAUUGUGAAGAACCUGAACUUCAUUCCCUUUGAUAUUUUUAUUACAGCAAGCCGGAUCUCCUUGAUGUCUUAUUCGUGUACUCCUUUAGCUAAAUCUAAAUCAUUGCAAGAUCAGAAAGAUGAUGAGAAGAUAAGCAAAAGUUCAUUAAACCUUCCAGAAACAGAUUCACGUGGUAGCCAAGACACCAGAAAGCUCAUUCAGGCACCUAUUUCAUCAGUAACUGCAGAUGAUCUCUUGAACAGUAACAAUUCUUUGCCCAGUGGGAGAAAAACAGGUCUACUGUCACUAGAAAGUCUUCAUGCUUCCACAAGGUCAUCUGCUCGACAAGCCCUUGGAAUAACUAUUGUUCGACAGCCUGGUCGUAGAGGAACUGGUGACCUCCGGUUAGAACCUUUUCUGCACCUUGUUGUAUCCCAGCCUUCUGUACUCUUGAGCUGUCACCACAGAAAGCAGAGGGUGGAAAUAUCAGUGUUUGAUGCUGUGCUUAAAGGAGUAACCUCAGACUACACGUGUACAGAUCCUGGAAAGACACUUCCAGAGGCUCUUGAUUACUGCAAGGUUUGGCUACAGACAGUAGCAGGAGAGAUAGAUGCUAAAAGUGGCAUUCCUCCUCCCCUCAUCACACUGCAAAUUAAAGACUUUCUCAAUGGGCCAGCUGACAUAAAUGUGGCUAUAUCAAAGCCUUUGAAAGCAAACCUGAGCUUUGUCAAACUUGAUCAAAUAAAUCAUUUCCUGAAGAAAAUCAUAAGGACGAAUGACUAUGAGACUAGCAAGGAGGCUGCUGCUUCAGCUGAUAGCAUUCCAAUCAAAGAUGACAUAUCAGCACCCAAAUGUUCCAGUAGAAAGGAUUCUUCACCUGCAGUAAGUGCUAAUGGAGAGCAAAUGGCUUCAGUCCAAGAAAACUUGUGGAGAGUUGUUUCCUGUUUUCAAAAGAUUUCCAUUCAUACUGCUCAAAUGGUUGUUUCUAUGGAAACCAUGCCACACCCGAAUAAACCUUUCCUGUUAGCAUCUUUAUCAACCCUCAGUGGAAGUCUGAAUGUCAAAGCUGGACAUAAAACUACAGGUGUAAUUCAUGGAUCAACAUUUGUUCUUGACAUAAAUGAUUUUCUCCUUAAAACAAGUUUCAAAGAAAGAAGCAGAGCUCUGAUAGGCCCCUUCUGUUGUUCUGUCAAUGUGGAAGCUAAGUGGUGUAAGCACAGUGGCAAUCCUGGUCCAGAGCAAUCCAUUCCAAAAAUACAUAUUGACUUCAGAGGAGGGCUUAUACAGGUCUUCUGGGGUCAAGAACAUUUGAAUUGUUUAGUUCUUCUCCAUGAACUUCUGCAAGGGUACCUUACUGAACAAGGCAAGAUGGAGACACUGAUCUCUGAUCAAACAAACCAGACUCAGUCUCCUAUGGAAAGGAAUCAGACCUCAAAAACUGAACAUACCUCAGAUGAUCUGAGAACAGGCCUGUUCCAGUACAUACAAGAUGCAGAAGCGCAGAAACUGCCGAGUGCCUAUGAAGUUGUGUUUUACGGUGAAACUGAGGAUAGUCCAGGAAUAAUGUUAUGGAGAUAUCCAGAACCCAGAGUGCUUACCCUUGUAAGAAUAACUCCUGUUCCUUUUAAUACAACUGACGAUCCAGAUAUUAGUACUGCAGACCUUGGAGAUGUUCUUCAGGUUCCUUGUAGCUUGGAGUACUGGGAUGAGCUCCAGAAAUCAUUCAUUGCAUUCCGGGAAUUCAGUCUAUCAGAAAGCAAAGUUUGUGAGCUGCAGCUGCCCAGUAUCAGCCUUGUGAAUGAUCAGAAGGAGCUUGUAGCCUCAGACCUUUGGAGGAUUGUCCUGAACAGCAAUCAGAAUGGAGCUGAUGACCAAAGCUCUGAAAGUGAAUCUGGCUCACAAAGUGCAUGUGAUCAGCUUGUGACUCCUACAGCAUUAGCAGCCUGUACCAGGGUUGACUCCUGUUUUACUCCUUGGUUUGUGCCUUCACUUGGCGUUUCAGUCCAUUUUACUCAUUUGGAACUCCAUCUCUACCAUCAUCUUGAUCAGCUGGGCACAGCACCAGCAAGGUCCCUUCAACCAUUUACCUCUGAUAAAAAUGUUCCAUCUGAACUAGAAUACAUGAUAGUUUCCUUCAAAGAGCCCCACACAUAUCUCCGGCAGUGGAGUGAUGAAUCAAUCUUCAAGGAGAUCCAGUUUUCUACAUGGACUGACUGUAAACUUUUGGAGUGCCGAAAUGUUACUAUGCAGAAUAUCGUGAAGCCUUUCAAAAUCUGUGGGCAGAUUGCCAUUUCUAGCAGUGCAACAGAAAGGUUGCUGGACUGCACUGUGAUGGUGGACCCUAUAUUCGUAAACUUUGGGCAGCAUGCAGUUCAUUCUCUGAAUACAGCAUUUCAAGCUUGGCAACAGAACCAAUGCCCGGAGGCAGAGGAGUUGGUCUUUAGCCAUUUUGUGAUCUGUAAUGACACACAGGAGACAUUGCGCUUUGGCCAGGUGGAUACUGACGAAAAUGUUGUGCUGGCUAGUCUGCACAGUCACCAGUACAGCUGGCGCUCUCACAAGUCCCCGCAGCUGUUACACAUCUGCAUUGAAGGUUGGGGAAACUGGCGCUGGUCUGAGCCAUUCAGUGUGGACAAUGCAGGGACCUUUAUCAGAACCAUUCAGUACAAAGGCAGGACAGCAUCACUUAUCAUCAAGAUUCAACAGCUCAGUGGAGUGCAAAAACAAAUCAUAAUCUGUGGAAGACAGAUGGUCUGUAGUUAUCUGGCUGACAGCAUCGAAUUGAAAGUGGUUCAGCACUACAUUGGUCAAGAUGGGCAGGCGGUUGUUAAAGAACAUUUUGACUGCCUUGCAGCCACACAAAAGCUGCCUUCCUAUGUUCUAGAAAAUGAUGAGCUGACCGAGUUGAGUGUGAAAGCUAAAGGAGAUGAAGACUGGUCAAGAGAUGUAUGUCUCAGUUCCAAACACACAGAAUAUAGCACAGUCAUUCAGGUGCCAUCUUCAAACAGUUCAAUUACUUAUGUGUGGUGCACAGUUUUGACAAUAGAACCCAACACUCAAGUACAACAACGACUAAUUGUUUUCAGCCCUCUUUUUAUCAUGAGGAGUCAUCUUCCAGAUCCAAUUAUCAUACAUUUGGAGAAAAGAAGUCUGGGGUUGAGUGAAACACAAAUGAUUCCAGGAAAAGGGCAGGAGAAAUCAUUGCAAAAUAUAGAGCCUGAUCUUACCCAUCACUUGACAUUUCAAGCCAGGGAAGAGGAUGAUCCAUCAGAGUGUGCAGUUCCUAUCUCAACAGCACUUAUUAAACAGAUAGCUACUAAAUCCCAUACAGGUGGCACUGUGAAUCAGAUACUCUCUGAGUUCUAUGGGAUUAAUAGCUCUCCCCAGCCUGUGUGGCCAUAUAAUAGAAAGGAUUCAGAGAGUAAUGAACAGCUCACUCAGUGGGAUAGCCCAAUGCGGGUGAAGCUGUCAGUGUGGAAGCCAUGUGUUAAAACUCUGCUGAUAGAACUCCUGCCCUGGGCUCUGCUUAACAAUCAGUCCAAAUGGGAUCUCUGGCUAUUUGAAGGAGAGAAGAUAGUUCUGCAGAUACCUGCUGGGAAAACAAUUAUACCUCCAAAUUUCCAGGAAGCUUUUCAAAUUGGAAUAUACUGGGCAAACACUAACACUGUGCACAAAUCAGUGGCAAUCAAGCUAGUUCAUAACAUAACAUCUCCAAAAUGGAAGGAUGCAGACAACGGGGAAGUGGUAACACUGGAUGAAGAAGGGUUUGUUGAAGCUGAAAUAAAACUUGGUGCCUUCCCAGGUCAUAAAAAGUUGUGUCAGUUCUGCAUUUCCUCUAUGGUUCAGCAUGGUAUUCAAAUUCUACAGAUUGAAGAUAAGACAACAGUAAUCAACAAUACAUCAUACCAUAUCUAUUGUAUACCACAGCUGUCUGUUUCAAGGCCUCGGUCAGGAGAGGAGUAUUUACACGUACCAGACAGUACUGCAUUCAGCAUCUGCCCAGCUGGGGAGCCACCUACUGAAAAAUUGAGCUCUGUUCCUUGCUGGGACCUGAUGUCAGACGUCAGUCAGUCAACUUCAGAAGUGUCCCUUUUUCAAAAGCACAUAUUGCUAAGUUUCAGUCCAGUUGUGUGUGCUGACAGCUCACGGUGCUGGAGCCUGCCAGCUGUGAUUAGACCAGAGUUUCCUAGACAGAGUGUGUCAGUACCCAUUGGAGUUUGUAAUGAAAGUGGAUUUUGUACCAGAGCCAUAGCACUAACUUAUCAAGAGCAUCUUGGGGUGACAUACUUAACUCUUACGGAAGACCCUAGUCCUCGCAUAAUUAUCCAUAACAGGUGUUCUGUCUCAUUGCUUAUAAAGGAGAACAUCAAAGACACACCAAAGUUUGAAGUUUAUUGCAAGAAGAUUCCAGCUGAAUGUUCUAUUCAUCAUGAGCUUUAUCAUCAAGUCUCCGGCUACCCAGAUUGCAAAACCAAAGACCUGCUGCCCAGCAUUCUUCUGAAAGUGAUAUCAGCAGAUGAACUAACAAAUGAAUGGAGUGAUUUUGUGGACAUUAAUAAUCAAGGAACACAGAUUGUGUUCCUAACUGGUUUUGGCUAUGUUUAUGUGGACAUUGCUCAUCGCUGUGGUACAAUAAUAAUAACUUUGGCACCAGAAGGAAGACCUGGACCUAUCCAGAUCAACCUGAACAGAACUCAGGAGCAGACCGUUAUAUUUAAAAUGUUCAUCAGCCAGGCAAGCCUUGCAGUGUUUGAUGAAAUAACAAAUCAUAAAAUGUCAUCUGAACUUCUGCGGCUUACAGCGGACAACAUUUUCCUUAACAUGGCACCAGUAGCCAGCUACUUGAGAUCCCUGUCUCAUGAAUUCCAGGGAGAGACCUCCGAAGGUCUUCUUCAGUUUUAUAGUCUCCAAAUAUAUUGUGGAGACUUGCAAUUGGACAACCAGCUGUAUAAUAAAUCCAGUUUCCAUUUUGCAGUCCUGUUGUGCCAGGGAGAGAAAAAUGAAACCAUGAAGUGGUCCAAAGUGAACAACCUCAUUUUAUCCAACAAAGAUUUGGACGAAUAUAAGGAAAACUGUUUCAUAAAACUCUGCAUCACUUUAUCAGAGGAACAGAAUUUCUUGUUUUGCGUUAAUGACCUCAACUUCGAACUGAAACCAGCGAGGCUGUAUGUGGAAGACACAUUUGUUUAUUAUGUUAAGACCUUAUUUGAUACAUAUCUUCCAGACAGCAAAGUGAUUGGUCAUUGCAUGAAAACCUCAACUAUUACCCAGAUACUGCCUGAACAAGUGAGACAGCAUGCUAAAGCUUUAGUCGACCCAGUGAAGUUAAGGAAGUUAGCAAUACAACCAGUUAACCUCUUGGUCAGUAUCCAUGCUUCACUAAAGCUGUAUAUAGCUUCAGAUCACACCCCUCUCUCCUUCUCUGUGUUUGAAAGAGGACCCAUCUACACCACAGCCAGACAGCUCAUCCAUGCCUUGGCCAUGCAUUACGCUGCGGGGGCACUGUUCAGAGCAGGCUGGGUUGUCGGAUCUUUAGAAAUUCUCGGAAGCCCAGCUAGCUUGGUGCGAAGUAUAGGGAAUGGCAUAGCUGACUUCUUUAGGCUCCCAUAUGAGGGACUGACCAGAGGCCCAGGAGCAUUUGUCAGUGGAGUUUCCAGAGGAACAACAUCAUUUGUUAAACACAUUUCCAAAGGUACACUGACAUCAAUUACCAAUCUUGCAACAAGUCUUGCUCGGAAUAUGGAUCGUCUGUCACUGGAUGAGGAGCAUUAUAACAGACAAGAAGAAUGGAGAAGGCAGCUUCCAGAGAAUUUGGGAGAAGGACUGAGACAGGGGCUUUCCCGCUUAGGCAUCAGCCUUUUAGGAGCAAUUGCUGGUAUUGUAGAUCAGCCAAUGCAGAAUUUUCAGAAAAUAUCUGAGGCCCAAGCUUCGGCAGGGCACAAGGCCAAAGGUGUUAUCUCUGGUGUAGGAAAAGGAAUUAUGGGAGUGUUUACUAAGCCAAUUGGAGGAGCAGCUGAACUUGUCUCCCAGACCGGCUAUGGUAUUUUGCAUGGAGCUGGACUUUCUCAGCUUCCCAAACAGCGCUAUCAUCCAAGGGAUCAAAAUGUUGAGCAGGCUCCAAACAGCCACGUCAAAUAUGUCUGGAAAAUGCUUCAGUCUCUAGGAAGGCCAGAGGUCCAUAUGGCACUGGACGUGGUUAUUGUGAGUGGAUCAGGCCAGGAGCAUGAAGGAUGCUUGCUGCUUACGUCAGAGGUGCUAUUUGUGGUCAGUGUCAGUGAGGACACACAGCAGCAGGCAUUCCCUGUGACUGAAAUUGAGUGUGUAGAAGACCAUCAACAAAAAAAUCUGCUGAAGGUGCAGCUCAAACAACAAAGAGUGCCUUGUGAUUUGGAGGUGGAUGGAGUUAGAGAGAGACUCUCUGAACAACAAUACAACCGGCUGGUGGAUUUCGUCACAAAAACAUCCUACCACCUUGCUCCAAGCCAUUCUUCUGUACAAACAGCAUCACAAGUUGUAGCUGCAGAGCCCCUUCCAAGCACAAUUAAGACAUAUCAGUACCUAGUUGAUCCAAAUUUUGCUCAGGUAUUCAUUAGUAAAUUCACUAUGGUAAAAAAUAAAGCCUUGCGGAAGGGAUUUAAUUAAGAACAAAUUAUGGCAAGCAUGGUUAUGCAUUACCAUUUUGAAAGUCAUGCUUUCUAUGCAGUCACCUAAUGUGAACUUUUCUAAUGUCAGUUUUGUGGGGUGGUGGAUGAUAGAAAAAUUUAAAAGCUACCUUUUCUGACCUGACUACAAGGACAGCUUUGGGAUUCCUGGUUUCUACGCAAGAUGUUAGCACUAGGAGGAAAGCAAAGUUGGUGCGUAAAAUAACCACUCUAACAAACAGAUAUUCAACCAAAGGGAAAGGUGGUAACUGAAUGAAAAUCCUUUGUUCUUUCUCUUAGCAGAAAUAAGAGGAAAGGAGACAAGGGAAAUCUUAUUCAUUGAGACAUUUUUUGCACACACCAAAAAUAGAUAUCUGUGCUCACUAUAUCAUAUUUUAGGGUCUGCCAGUCCCUGGUAUAAGCAAGGCUUAUAACUCAGCUGUAAAAACUUCCUCAAGGUUGAAACUUUUUCCACCCCAAUGUCUACAUACUGAAGCAAAACAUAUUCCCCUACUAAAUCUGAUAGACCUGGUGUGACCGUUUUAAGUUACUAGCGACAGCUGGGUUUUAGCACCACUCUAACCUUAAAAUAGCUUCCUUUAUUUGACUGAAAUUUUGCAGGACAUUAGUCCUUAAUGUAAACUAGUGCCUUUGUGUGGUUUGAAGAACAAAAUGGAAACGAUAACAUUAAUUUAUUUUUGCAACUGUCUGUAUACAGAAAACUUAUUUUAUCCACCAAUCAAAAUGUCAUAAGAAUUUUCGAGAUAUAUACAUACACCAUUGUGGAUUAGUUGGUAAUAUGUAAUUAUGUCAGGGAGACAGGAGCAGUUAUAAUUUUGGGUCCAGUAAUGUGCAUUUUAAAAAGCUUUAGGAGCUGUGUUUAUUCUCAUUAAUAUGUACCAAAAAUUCAUUAGCACCUUGCUCCUUUUAAACCCAAGUGCUAAACUUCAUCCGUAGCUCACCUUGAUAGGCUCUACUAUUUCUGGACUCUCCAAACCGUACCCACAGCACUUCCUUACUUCAGCCAGCUGUAAUUCAUUUUAUGCUUAUCACCCUAAAAAUGUCAGAAACCAGGAAAUUCGGAAUCAGGACUAGGAAGUCAUGUAUUACAUCAGACCAUACAGAACUACAUGUGCCUAAAAAUUAUACCCUAUUUUGCACAGCAGAGCAAUUGGAAAAUUCUUGGAGUUAGACUCAUUUCUCAAUACAUGUAACAACUGUGAAAUAGGUCGGAAGACAGAGUUGUAUGAAAACUGCAAUAUUGGAGCCCGGUGCAAACCACUAUCUGUCAGCAAGAUGGCUACUACCAGCAGUAGGCUUACAAAGGGCAAUUGCAGUAUCAAUGACAUCAGUGUUAGAUGGCACUUGUAACAAUAUUAAGUAAAAAGCUUUUAGACAGAAAUGUGCUUUUCAAGUUGUUCUUUACCCUUUAUUUUCAAAUCUGUGUUAUAGUUUGUACUGCUGUCAUCACAAGAGCAGUUAGAUUGCUUUGCAGAGCAAACAUACCUACAGCAAUUUUCAUUUUAAAUGGUAAAAGCUGACUUGACUCAGUUUCUUGGCUUUUGUGAGCUUCUACUUUAAACUCUGCCCAUGACUCUUCUCCUUCUGACCGUGAAUUUCAGCACAUGAACUAACUUCUUGUGUGGGGAUUCCUGAUGUACCUGAAUACAACCAGCAACUAAGUUAGGAACAGGAGUCAAGUCAGAUCAUUGUCCUUAGUGUUCAGUAAAUGCCAUUUACUUAUGUUAGCAUCUCCUAUACAUGGCUAUGACCAAAUGGACAUACAAUAAGAAUGUAUUAAUUGCUAUGCGUUUCUCAUGAGUUCUGCUUUGUUGAAGCUACUCCUGGAAUUCAUGUCUCUUGUGUACUAAUAAGGAAGAAGCCUGGGAUUUGAAUAGCCCUUUGCUGAAUGUGAAAAGAACCCAUCCAUUAUUAACAUUUCAUACAGUCAGCUAGCUACUUGGUUGUUGUUUGCCUUUAAAUGACACUAUUUAAAAAUGUAAAUAAAUAGAUUGUUCAUUCCUGAAUCUUUUAUGGGAAAUAGUUUACUACUGCUAAUUUUACAUACUGAUGCAUAAAUUGUAAUAUAACAAGAUUGUUUAAAGUUAAUAAAGCUAUUCCU